AUGUUUGAGAUACUGGAACCCAGCGAGAGUGGUUGCCAACGCAUGGCAGAGAUCCAUGUCAAGGCGAUGAAUCCAAACUCACUACUGCAAGCUCAAUUGCCAACGGAUGAGAGCAUCCGUCAGCUUGAAAUCUUCUUGGGCAGAAAUUAUGGACUUGUGAGAAGUUCGCCAACCAACCGAGCUCUCAUAGCUGAGCACAUCACGUCUGGCUGCGUGUCCGGUUUCACGUGUUGGGAAACAGACACCAGCGACCGGGAUCAGCAGCCAUCCAAGAUCGAAGACAGCGAGCUCAAGUACUCAAAAGGUUGCCGAAAGGAGUAUUUGGAGCAGUACGCUGCACUUGCAGCAAACGCCGAGAGUUGA
Molecule: messenger RNA, 363 nt
Organism: Pyricularia grisea
Lineage: Eukaryota; Fungi; Ascomycota; Sordariomycetes; Magnaporthales; Pyriculariaceae
Exons: 1
Coding region: 1-363 (120 amino acids)
Source: RefSeq, a predicted model, not a curated record